Messenger RNA from Fusarium subglutinans, 927 nucleotides. Its product is annotated as retinal short-chain dehydrogenase reductase. The record is from RefSeq and is a predicted model, not a curated record. The transcript is spliced from 3 exons. Gene Ontology annotation, molecular function: oxidoreductase activity, acting on the CH-OH group of donors, NAD or NADP as acceptor. Bases 1 to 927 code for a protein of 308 amino acids. NCBI's taxonomy places the organism in Eukaryota, Fungi, Ascomycota, Sordariomycetes, Hypocreales, Nectriaceae.
AUGUAUCAACAACAAGAGAUCCUGUCCAAAGCCAUUGAGCUGGCCAAAAACCCAAAAGUUCAACUCUCUGCCGGACUUCUUCUUGCCCUCAAGGCUUUGGGUUACUUGAAUGCUUGGUAUACCAAGAGGAAGGUUAAGAAUCAUGUCAGCGACCCUUCGUGGGAUUGGAGCCGUGAAAUUGUAGUUGUCACCGGAGGAAGCAGUGGAAUUGGAGCUGCGAUAGUUUCAAGGUUUGCUGAAAAGGGUAUCAAGGUCCUGAUCAUGGAUCGGAACCCUCCUGCUACAAAGCUGGCUGCAAACACGUGCUUCUACAAGGUCGACCUCACGGAGUCGGAAGCCAUAUCCUCAGUUGUUGAUCAGAUCAGAGAGGACCACGGCAAUCCGACCGUUCUGAUUAACAAUGCCGGGUUCGCAGAAUUGACAUCUAUACUAGACUCGCCAGAGUCUUACCUAAGGAAACUCUUUGAUGUAAACCUCCUCGCUCCCUACCUCCUAACCGAGCAGUGCCUCCCCAGCAUGAUUAAGCGGGAUCACGGCCACAUCGUCAACAUUGCUAGCCAGGCAUCUUUCGCCACGCAAGCAACUAAUGUGGCCUAUGGUUCCACCAAGCUCGGCCUACUAGCUUUCCACGAAGGCCUUGGCCAGGAGCUGAGAUACAUCUACAAAGCCCCUCGCGUUCGCACCAGGACGGCCAUGACUGCAGAGAUGGUCGCAAAGGGAAAACUUAAGGAUACAGUUACACCACCUGAGGUUGUGGCUAAUAGGAUUUUCAACCAGGUCAUUUCUGGCUUCGGCGCACAGAUCAUUGUGCCUUCAAACUUGUGGUGGACCUCUUUGAUCAGGGGACUACCAGGAUGGCUUCAAGAGUCGUUGCGAAACCAAGUGACGUUCAUCUUGAUCAACGCCAUGGGCACUGGACCUAAAUAG